Messenger RNA from Lottia gigantea (owl limpet), 831 nucleotides. RefSeq lists its product as hypothetical. Gene Ontology annotation, biological process: sphingosine biosynthetic process. NCBI's taxonomy places the organism in Eukaryota, Metazoa, Mollusca, Gastropoda, Lottiidae. The annotation marks the transcript as partial. The record is from RefSeq and is a predicted model, not a curated record. Gene Ontology annotation, cellular component: membrane; intracellular membrane-bounded organelle; cytoplasm. The transcript has 3 exons.
GUAAUAAAUGGUUUAAUGAGUAGAGAUGACUGGCAAUUAGCCAUCAAGUUACCUGUAGGUUGUUUACCUGGUGGUUCUGGUAAUGCUUUAUGUUGUGCCAUCAAUUAUUCUGCUGGUGAACCAGUUCUACACAAUUUACUUUUACAUUCAACAUUCAUUCUAAUCAAACAUCGAGUUAUCCCAAUGGAUCUUGUAUUAAUUCAGACACCCACAGAAAGACUUUAUUCCUUCCUGUCUGUAAGCUGGGGUAUUAUAGCAGAUAUUGAUCUAGAAAGUGAAAAAUACCGAAGUAUAGGAGAGGCCAGAUUUACAUUUGGUGCUCUCAAAAGAAUUAUAGAAAUGAAUGUGAAAAAAGAAACUGAAUUUCUAACUGCAGCUGCUGAAGAAAAUGAAAUCCAAAUUGAGCAAGAAGUAACCGUUGCUACUAAAAUUCUAGGUCAACCAGUCCCUGCUCCUUUGUUAACUUCCCUUGAUCAACCAGUGCCAGAUAAUUGGAUCAGUUUUGAAGAUGAUUUUGUUACAAUAACAGCAGUUUAUCAAACUCAUUUAGGCAGUGAUAUGCUUGCUUCUCCUGAAUCCAGAAUAAAUGAUGGAUUUAUAUAUUUGAUUAUAAUAAGAUCAGGAAUUUCACGAAAUGCCUUAUUAAGUUUAUUUAUGUCAUUUGAUGAAGGAAAACAUGUGGAUUCUCCUGAUGUGGAAAUUAUCCGGUGCUUAGCAUUCCGUAUGGAACCAAAAGAAGGAAACAUUAUGGUUGAUGGUGAACACAUUGACCUUUCACCUAUUCAAGGUCAAGUUCUACCAGGGCUUUCAAGAUUAAUGGCUAUACAGUAG